Bubalus bubalis (water buffalo) is the source of this 2254-nucleotide messenger RNA. It is a transcript of the gene CTSH, whose product is annotated as cathepsin H. Gene Ontology annotation, cellular component: lysosome. The record is from RefSeq and is a predicted model, not a curated record. Gene Ontology annotation, biological process: immune response. Lineage: Eukaryota; Metazoa; Chordata; Mammalia; Artiodactyla; Bovidae. Gene Ontology annotation, molecular function: cysteine-type endopeptidase activity. The transcript has 9 exons. The coding region runs from base 85 to 1317 and encodes 410 amino acids.
CUCCCACUGUCCCGAGCGCAUUUUGGCCUCCUGCCCCGCAGCCCUCCAAGCCAGUGCGCCGGCCGAGCAGUCACAGCCGCCGCGAUGUGGGCCGUCCUGCCGCUGCUCUGCGCGGGAGCCUGGCUCCUGGGCGCCCCGGCUUGCGGCGCCGCCGAGCUGGCCGUGAACUCUUUAGAGAAGUUUCACUUUCAAUCAUGGAUGGUGCAGCAUCAAAAGAAAUACAGCUCAGAGGAGUACCACCACAGGCUGCAGGUGUUUGCCAGCAACUUGAGGGAGAUCAACGCCCACAACGCCAGGAACCACACAUUUAAAAUGGGACUGAAUCAAUUUUCAGACAUGAGCUUUGAUGAAUUAAAACGCAAGUAUCUUUGGUCAGAGCCUCAGAAUUGCUCAGCCACCAAAAGUAACUACCUUCGAGGUACUGGUCCCUACCCAUCCUUCAUGGACUGGCGAAAAAAAGGAAAUUUUGUCACACCAGUGAAAAAUCAGGGCAGCUGCGGCAGCUGCUGGACCUUCUCCACCACCGGGGCCCUGGAGUCGGCUGUCGCCAUAGCAACGGGGAAGUUGCCCUUCCUGGCUGAGCAGCAGCUGGUGGACUGCGCCCAGAACUUCAACAACCACGGCUGCCGAGGGGGUCUCCCCAGCCAGGCCUUCGAGUACAUCCGGUACAACAAGGGCAUCAUGGGUGAAGACACCUACCCCUACAGGGGCCAGGUAACUCGGGCAGCCUGGUCUCCGUCUUCUUGGUCUGCAGGGCCCCCCAGAGCCCCCUAUCUCUUUUCUCCCAACCUGGGUUCCAUCUUCUUGGUCUGCAGGGCGCUCCAUCUCUAUUCUCCCAGCCUGGGCUCUGUCUUCCUGGUCUGCAGGGUGCCACAUCUCUGUUCUCCCCGCCUGGGCUCCAUCUUCUUGGUCUGCAGGGCCCCCCUGGGCUCCCCCCAUCUUUGUUCUCCUAGCCUGGGCUCCAUCUUCUUAGUCUGCAGGGCCCCCAUUUCUGUUCUUCUCCCAGCCUCAGGACACACCCCUCCCCUGCACCCUCUUGAGGACUCCUACUCCCUCCUGAAUUCUGUGUUGUCUCUUCAUGUUCACUCCUUCGCCUCCUCUGUUUAUCUGAGCCCUGGUGCUCAGCUGUCCUGGGGCCUCUUCGCCCUGUCCAUGGCAGCACCAUCUCUGCUCAUGGCCUGGCCCGCACCUCCUGCCGAGGGUGCACGAGAAUGCCAUCUAUGGGCUUCUACACUCCGUAUCCAUGUAGACAGUGCUCCUGGGCCUAGGGCCUCCCCUCUCACCUCAGCCCCGCCUGUGCAUGGCCGGGCACCUUGACUUUCCCCCAAACCCAGGACUCUCCUCCGGUGUUGCCCCUCCUAGAAAUGGGAGGCACCACCUUUCCCGAAAACCUCUUGGCUACCUGUGUCCCUUUCUCAGGGCAGUCCCCCUGCCCAGACCCUCCCCCCGCCAGAGACCUUCUUGCUUCUGCUCCUUGGUCUGUCCUAUGUCCCUUCCCCCACUCAGCCCUUGGUCCCCCUUCAUCCUGGAUCCCCAAGGGUGGUCUGUCCUGGGGCCACUCUCCCCCAGGGGCUGCCAGAGAGGCCUCUCAGACUAAGCUCUGGGUACACUCAGUUCAGAACUCUUCAAAGGCUUCCCAGGGCCUGCAAGAUAAACUCCAGACUCUCCAGCCUGCCUUCCAAGUCCCUCUGCCUGAAUCUGUCUGCCCAGUCUUGUCUUUGACUUCACUCUCUCCUUGGAAACCUUCCGCUCCCGCCCAGCCGCUUGCUGCUACCUAAACUUCAGGUCCUGCGUUGUCAUCCUGCCUGUCUCUCCGUCUCAGAGGGGCUUGCUCUUCCCUGCACGUGUCCUGCCUCUUGUUGGUCAUCUUCCCUGGACUGUCACUGGGCCUCCCUCCCCUGCCGUGCAGGCUCUUACUGGGUUCCUUUUCUUGGCAAGCCUCCUUGGACUGGGUCAGGCCCCUUCCUCGUGCUUGCACCUCUGCCAAAGCCAGCAUGGUCUCCUCCCACUGGACUGUAACGUCCUCAGGGACAAGGAUGCCUCUGAUUCUCUCCUAAGUGAUCCCCCUCACCCAAGUUCUGGUACCUGUAGCUUUUGCUUUGUCAAUGUUAUCAAAUUGCACAGGGUGGCGAGGGCGGGGUAAGCAUCCCCAACCUGUAUCCCAUGACCUUUGCCCCCUGAACAGGAUGGUGACUGCAAGUACCAGCCCAGUAAGGCCAUUGCUUUUGUCAAGGACGUAGCCAACAUCACACUG